Messenger RNA from Morone saxatilis (striped sea-bass), 2326 nucleotides. Its product is annotated as serine hydroxymethyltransferase, mitochondrial-like. Gene Ontology annotation, biological process: purine nucleobase biosynthetic process; regulation of oxidative phosphorylation; tetrahydrofolate interconversion. The transcript is spliced from 12 exons. Gene Ontology annotation, cellular component: cytosol; cytoplasm; mitochondrial matrix. NCBI's taxonomy places the organism in Eukaryota, Metazoa, Chordata, Actinopteri, Moronidae. Bases 29 to 1537 code for a protein of 502 amino acids. The record is from RefSeq and is a predicted model, not a curated record. Gene Ontology annotation, molecular function: glycine hydroxymethyltransferase activity; pyridoxal phosphate binding; mRNA regulatory element binding translation repressor activity.
UGUUUCCGAGCCCCCAGCUGUCACAGACAUGCUUUUUCUGUCCUUACGACAAACACUACGGCCCCUCUUCCUCAGGGCUUCAGGAUGUUUGGGCCGAGAGGGGCACGUCACAUCGGGGUUGGGCAAGCGAGGCCUCAGCAGCAACAGUGGAUGGGUGGGACAGGAGAGCCUGGCCCAGGAUGACCCAGAGAUGUGGAGCCUCCUGCAGCAGGAGAAGGACAGGCAGUGUCGGGGACUGGAGCUCAUUGCAUCGGAGAACUUCUGCAGCCGGGCAGCACUUGAAGCCCAGGGCUCCUGUCUGAACAACAAAUACUCUGAGGGAUACCCAGGACAAAGGUACUAUGGAGGUGCAGAGAUCGUAGACAAGAUUGAGCUGCUGUGUCAGAAGCGAGCGCUGACCGCCUUUGGCCUGGACUCAAAUAUGUGGGGUGUCAACGUCCAGCCAUACUCCGGAUCCCCUGCUAACUUUGCAGCCUACACAUCUGUACUGCAGCCUCACGACCGCAUCAUGGGCCUGGAUCUGCCUGACGGAGGACAUCUUACUCACGGCUACAUGACGGACACCAAGAGAAUCUCAGCCACCUCCAUCUACUUUGAAUCGAUGCCUUACAAGCUGGAUCCCAAAACAGGGAUGAUAGAUUAUGACCAGCUGGAGAAGACAGCCCGACUGUUCAGACCCAGACUCAUCAUAGCAGGAACGAGCGCCUACGCUCGCCUCAUUGACUAUUCUCGCAUGAAGAAGCUAUGUGUGGAACUUAAUGCCUACCUGCUGGCAGACAUGGCUCAUAUCAGCGGCCUGGUGGCAGCAGGAGCUGUUCCCUCUCCUUUCCAGCACGCGGACCUGGUCACCUCCACUACCCAUAAGUCCCUGCGUGGAUCAAGGGCCGGUCUGAUCUUCUACCGCAAAGGUGUGCGGUCUGUGGAUAAGAAAGGUCGGGAGGUGACCUAUGACCUCCAGGACAGGGUGAACUUUGCCGUGUUCCCAUCACUUCAGGGUGGACCUCACAACCACGCCAUUGCUGGGGUGGCUGUCGCCCUCAAACAGGCUUCCUCUCCCAUGUUUAAACAGUACAUCGCUCAAGUGCUGCUGAAUGCCAAGUCCAUGGCUAAUGCUCUGCUGAAGAAAGGCUUCACGCUGGUGUCAGGUGGAACAGACAACCACCUGGUCUUGGUUGACCUUCGACCUCGCAGGAUGGACGGGGCUCGGGCUGAGAGGGUCCUGGAGCUGGUGUCCGUCACUGCCAACAAGAACACCUGCCCCGGAGACAAGAGCGCUCUGACUCCAGGAGGACUCAGGCUUGGAACUCCGGCUCUGACAUCCAGACAGUUCAAGGAGGCAGACUUUGAAAAGGUUGUGGAUUUUAUUGACGAAGGGAUUCAGAUCGCACUGGAUGUGAAAAAGAAGACUGGAAAUCUGGCCAGCUUCAAGUCCUUCCUGCUGGAGGACUCGGAGACUGUGUCGCGCAUCGCAGACCUCCGCCAGCGGGUGGAGCUAUUCGCCAGGCCCUUCCCUAUGCCCGGAUUCACUGACCACUAGUAACACCCCAUACACAAAUACACUUUUAUCCUUUAGAACUUUUCUAAUGUAAUAAGUCUCAGAUUUUUAGAUUCUACGAUAAUCUAGUCUUAGAUGACGUUGCCAUGGAAACAAGCAUAGUUUCAAAACACUGUCAGGUUAAAACUUGGUCAGUGUGCAGCUGCAGCGGUCAUUUCCAUAUCAACUGUAGCUGCAAGCAGAUAUAAGUGUAUAAUAUGUCUUUGUCAACAACUAUAACGUCUCCUGGCAUCCAGUCAUUUUUUCCAAUUUAUUACAGUACCAUGCAAAACUCUUAUAGGCCACUUUUAAAUUAUGUUUAAUCAUACUACAUAUGAAAAUGAUUUUGUUUUUUGCAUUCAAGUGGCCUCAAAUGUUGCACAGUAACAAAGAUUAUGUUGCAGUUAAAACAUCAGCAGCUAGUGCACUUGCUCUAAUGUGUUUCCCACUUCUUUUGGGGGUUUGCUGCCCUAAAUCAGGAAGGACCUUGAGUGUUUUAGGUAUUUGGCUUUUUGUCACUAAGCUCUUUUUAGAGACCUUAUCAACGUCAGGCUUUGUCCCAGGCCCUGGGAAACUCACAGCAGCUGUGUUGGGAAUUGAACACACACUCAGCUUACACCCACAGAAGCACAGACUGAAAAGGGUAAACGGUUACAGCACAAACUAUGUUUUUAGGCUUUUUUUUUGGUAUAACAUAUUAAUGCCACCUUCUAUACAUUCUCUUUGGUUUGUAUUGUAAAGGACUUGUGAGAAAUGUACAAUGUAUAUACAGUAGAUCUUCUUUAUUGCAAU